GGGCGACGGCCGGACGCCUCCGCGCUUCUGGAUGAAUUAACGGCGGGUUCCGCUCGGAGGUUGUGACCCUUACGGAGUCCCAGCUUGCCCACGCACCCCACUCGGCGUCGCGCGGCGUGCCCUGCUUGUCACAGGCUGAAAUACAGAGUGGGUUCUCUCUUCUGGGAAGCUGGCAACAAAUGGAUGAUGUGAUAUAUGCAUUCCAGGGGAAAGUAAAUUGUGAUGCCUCUGAACCCAUGGUCAGUUAACGAGAGUUUCUAGCUACUGAACGUACUUUGAAAAGCAGGACUCUAAAAGCUUUGGAAUCAUGGCGUCAUGGAAAGGGAUUUACUUUAUACUGACUCUGUUUUGGGGAAGCUUUUUUGGAAGCAUUUUCAUGCUGGGUCCCUUUUUACCUUUGAUGUUUGUAAACCCGUCUUGGUAUCGCUGGAUCAACAACCGCCUUGUGGCAACAUGGCUCACCCUACCUGUGGCAUUAUUGGAGACCAUGUUUGGUGUAAAAGUGAUUAUAACUGGCGAUGCAUUUGUUCCUGGAGAAAGAAGUGUCAUUAUAAUGAACCAUCGGACAAGAAUGGACUGGAUGUUCCUGUGGAAUUGUCUGAUGAGAUAUAGCUACCUCAGAUUGGAGAAAAUUUGCCUCAAAGCCAGUCUCAAAAGUGUUCCUGGAUUUGAAAACAGCAAGGCUCGAAGUAACGCAUUUGCUGAAAAGAAUGGACUUCAGAAAUAUGAAUAUGUUUUACAUCCAAGAACUACAGGCUUUACUUUCGUGGUAGACCGUCUAAGAGAAGGUAAGAACCUUGAUGCUAUACAUGAUAUCACUGUGGCGUAUCCUCACAACAUUCCUCAAUCAGAGAAGCACCUCCUCCAAGGAGACUUUCCCAGGGAAAUCCACUUUCACGUCCACCGGUAUCCAAUAGACACCCUCCCCACAUCCAAGGAGGACCUUCAACUGUGGUGCCACAAACGGUGGGAAGAGAAAGAAGAGAGGCUGCGUUCCUUCUAUCAAGGGGAGAAGAAUUUUUAUUUUACCGGACAGAGUGUCAUUCCACCUUGCAAGUCUGAACUCAGGGUCUUUGUGGUCAAAUUGCUCUCUAUACUAUAUUGGACCCUGUUCAGCCCUGCAAUGUGCCUACUCAUAUAUUUGUACGGUCUUGUUCGGUGGUAUUUUAUAAUCACCAUUGUAAUCUUUGUGCUGCAAGAGAGAAUAUUUGGUGGACUGGAGAUCAUAGAACUUGCAUGUUACCGACUUUUACACAAACAGCCACAUUUAAAUUCAAAGAAAAAUGAGUAAGAUUAUAAGGUUUACCUUGUAAAAACCUAGGGCAUAUUUUGGAAAUGUUCUAAACCUUUGUAAGCUCAGAUGCAUUUUUGCAUGACUAUGUCGAAUAUUUCUUACUGCCAUCAUUAUUUGUUAAAGAUAUUUUGCACUUAGUUUUGUGGGAAAAAUAUUGCUACAAUUUUUUUUUUUUAAUCUCUGAAUGUAAUUUCGAUACUGUGUACAUAGCAGGGAGUGAUCGGGGUGAAAUAACUUGGGCCAGAAUAUUACUAAACAACCAUCAGGCUUUUAGCAGACAAGGAACACACACAUUUUUCUUAAAGGCCCAAUCCUAACAGACUCCCCAUACCAGAGGCAGAUCUGGAACUUGUCAACAAUGGCCCGGAUCACAUGCUGUUACCGGACUGCCCAGGUCACCUCACUGAGGUGAGCGCUGUUCCUCCAGGUACUAAGGCAGGUGGUGCCCAGGCUCCCUCCCUUGGCACACUUCUUCCUGCGCCAAACCCAUCUCAUCCUUAAGAUCAGAAAACGGAACCCCCUUGUCGUGAAACUGAUCAAGCGUUUUGACAGGAAGCCCUUCAUUAUUCAUAACAUCGUGUGCUGACCAAGAUGUCAGAAAACCACCUGUGCCCUUUUCUCUCAUGGAAGCUAAAACCUGGACUCAGGGAGCAACCACAGGCUCUCCACUUUGAAACUUUAGUUUGAAUUUUAAAAGAUAGGAAGUCAUACAGUUUAAGUUCCUUUCUCACACUCAGUAUUGCAUGCUUAGUGCUGGUUUCCUUACAACAUUUUGGCAGGUGUAGCUUUUUUUGUUAAAAAUGGUAUACAUGAAGUCACAUACUUUAAAGGAACACUUAGAACAUUCUGUUAUUCCAGUCUGAAACCGUCUUUUGAAAUAUUUCUUUACAACCUACCAAAAAAGGAAAGUUGUUUUUUCUACAUUUGUGUGGGUAUCUAACAUCUACCAUUAAAACAACAAAUGGCUUGCAGACAGGGCGGUAAUGGUUUAUCCUAAAUUAUUCAACCCCUUGUAGCCUUGACAAAUUUUACCUUGAAACCAAAAUGAAAACACAAAAAUUAAUCCUUUAUAAUGAUAGCAAGUGACCUUUCUUUUUAGUUUUAGCCUUCCUUUUUCAAUAGUAAUAUUUAAACCCCCUUUUGACCAGUUGUUUGCCCAAAUAUUCUUGUCAUUUGGAGUCAGUGGAAAAUCCAGCACACCAAGCACCAGUCUCCUUCUGAGGCAAAAGAAAAGUGUUGUUGUCAUUUUCACUCUGUUGGAGCUGCACACUUUUUUGUUUUGUUUUGUUUUUUGUUUUUUGUUUUUGUCAAGUAAGAGGGAUGCUGGUCAGAGCUGCAGAAAAUAUGAGGCAAUUAAAAGUCUUUAGCUGUUAGCAAACCUGUCAGUUUUACUUCUGCACUGAACCAGCCUCAGAAACUACUUACUGCUUUAUGUACUCUUUGGGCAUGAAUGCCUUCUCUUUAAUUACAUCUCAUUUUUGCUUGACAGUGACCUACCCAAUAAUUGCAUCAUCCAUUGCCAUGAAAGGUAAACACAUUGUGAACUGAACUUGCCAAGCAGAUUCUGUGAGAAAGCACUGGUCGAGGCUGAACACUGUUAGACACAUCAUUUUUAUUGGAAGAGUAUUAACUGGUGCCUCUUCUGAAACACACCAACCCAUAUUCCGCAGCUCCCCCAAAGCUGUUUCUGAUCGUGCUGGGAGCAGCUAGUUAUUAUGCACAUCUGCUCCAGACCCAGCUCUUUAACUUCAUGGUUUUAUGGCUUGUUUUCUUUCUUUUUUUUUUUUUAAAGCACCUUUUUUGGUUGUUUCCCCUUAAUAAAAGAGGUUUCUAAUUCGUGUUUCUCUAAGAUUUCCUUUGGUUGUAUUUAGGAACACAAGUAGUUUUAUAAUCAGGAUUGCAUUUGUGCUGGGUAAGAGGAGAGCUGUGCUUUCUACCCCAAAGUUGGUAAUGGAGCCCGUCUGCCCUUCCUACAAACUUAAGAGGCUCAUUGUUCAAGGUGUAACAACAUUUCAUUGCAUGCCCUCUAAUGCUUUGAAACCUUUAGAAGGGAAAAUCUCGUUUUUUACAAUUUUGUUCCUUUUCAUCAUAGAAAACGUGUUUAAGAUGAAAUACAAACUUGACCUACCCCAAAUUCAUAAAGUACAUUUAAUGCUGUAUAGCACUAAAACUUAGGGAUAUAGACACUGUACUUGCUUUUUAAGAAUUAGAGAUAGUAACUCCAAAAAUAAUUGUCCUUUUUCUUUUUUUUUUUGCAAUAAGGCUCUUGAAAAUUGUCAUUAUUUGUGUUUUCCUAUACAUUCAUCUGUGUGAAAGUCUUUUUCUUCUUUGAUUUAAAAAAAUUAAAGAACUAUACAAUUAAUGGUUUAGAACUUAGAACUACUUAGAAUACUAAAGUGUCAGGAAGAAAUUAAUUUAGCUUCAGUAAUUGUGACUGGCCUCAGGAAUUCUCCCUUCCACACCUGCCCACCUCACCACACCAGAGCCAGAGCAGCUGCUUGUCUGCAGCAGGACAAGUUCCUACGUACGCACUUUCAGUUCUUUCAUGGUAAGCUCAAUGGACUUUGAAUUGUUUACAGUGCUAUAUGUCCAAUUGUUAAAUGUACCAUUGUGGUUUAUUUAUGACAUGAACCAUGCUACUUAAAAUAUGAACUCACAAGGAAGGGCACUCAUUAGGUAACAAGUUCUUAUACCAAACUUCCUUGAUGAAAUAAGCCAAAAUAAUCCUAAAGUUCAUUAGAAGAACUUGAUAAAAGAUGCAAAUAAGUGUUAAAAAAGAGCCUGUAAUUUUAGGACUCCUAUAAAAUCCUUGUUUGUUAAUGCUAUUAAAACUCAGAUUCAAGGGAAAUCACAGCUUCCGCUUGAGUCACUUUGAAAUUACUUAAUUCAACAGCACCAUGUUAGAAAUCAUAUAUUGGCAGCCAAGACUCUGAACUCUGCAGAAACAUUUGUUUCACCCAGACUUCAAACUCUAGCCCUGACUAUGAUGCCCCUGUGUGCAUUUACAAUAAAGACUCCAACGGAGGGAGCCUGUUGGUGUUAAAUUGUUUACAUUUCUUUAUACAAAUAAUGUGCUUUCAGUGCCUUAGUUACAGCUCCCUUUCUUUUUCUUGUUCCAAGGAUUCUGUAGUAUGUAGUCUGUUUCUUAGGUAAAAGUCUCUCUUUGCUACUGAAAGGGAAAUGGUCUCUCAACACUGGUCACUGUAGCACGUAAACACUACUCUAAGGUGGAGAAGUGAGCUUCAUGCUGAGGUAGUGGUUGCCUUAGAGCUGUUAUUUAUGCUGUAGAAAACGAAAAUGGUUUUGCUACCUGAUAAGCUUCAGAUUAGUUAUAGCCCUGAAGUUAUCCUGUACCUACAUUAAAUUUUCAUUUCAGAAGAGAAUCUUGGUUUUGGUAAUUCAUUUUUUUUUUAAAAUCAUUAUGUGCAAAACACCAAGUUUUUAAAAUAACUCACAGAAAGGCCUUAGUUUUCAAUGUCUGAUGGUGUAUUUGAGUUGUGUUAUCUGUAAUAUACAUCCCAGAAUAAAGGAGUGAAUUAAAUAGUUU
This is a messenger RNA of Chlorocebus sabaeus (green monkey), 4841 nucleotides long. The record is from RefSeq and is a predicted model, not a curated record. Lineage: Eukaryota; Metazoa; Chordata; Mammalia; Primates; Cercopithecidae.